This is a messenger RNA of Trichosporon asahii var. asahii CBS 2479, 2721 nucleotides long. RefSeq lists its product as uncharacterized. Gene Ontology annotation, cellular component: nucleolus; nuclear exosome (RNase complex). The transcript has 3 exons. The coding region runs from base 1 to 2721 and encodes 906 amino acids. Gene Ontology annotation, molecular function: 3'-5'-RNA exonuclease activity; nucleic acid binding. The record is from RefSeq and is a predicted model, not a curated record. NCBI's taxonomy places the organism in Eukaryota, Fungi, Basidiomycota, Tremellomycetes, Trichosporonales, Trichosporonaceae. Gene Ontology annotation, biological process: poly(A)-dependent snoRNA 3'-end processing; exonucleolytic trimming to generate mature 3'-end of 5.8S rRNA from tricistronic rRNA transcript (SSU-rRNA, 5.8S rRNA, LSU-rRNA); nuclear polyadenylation-dependent rRNA catabolic process.
AUGGCAUCUGGCAACGGAUCGAAGAGCAAGGGAAAGAAGGCGGCUUCUUCGAGCAAACCGUCCAGCAAGCCGUCCUCCCGUGCGCAGUCGGAGGGGUCUCCAUCGGCCCCGGGUCCGGUGCCGAACCCCUCCACUGACUUUGCCGGGUUUGUUGACAAUAUGACCAAGGCGCUAGAGGCCAGCACAUCGGCUGCAGCUGGGUUCCCGGAUAAGUCUGAUCUAGCUUUCCAUCGUACGCUCGAUAGGAAGUUUGCCAAGGGGCUGGACGCCACCGGUCAACGUGUGCUCGACCUUACCGAUAGGCUGUUGCAGCUGGCUGUUGAGGGAUCGCAGGAGAAGACCAAGGCUGCCGGAGGAAAAGUCAAGCCGAGAAGAAAGGUUACGGACGAGGAUGACGUCGUGGACAGCUUCCAGGCAACGGUCAUCGAGUUCAUCGAUGCACUCUUGGAGGACGCUGUAGGUAGCGGUUGUAGGACAUUGCUGACACUGAAGGACUCGAACCUGGACGAGGUCAACGGAAAGAAGCAGAAGGCUGCCAUUGAUAUCAAGCCGUCUCUUGCCGCCAAGGCUGGGCAGAAGCUACCUGGUCCCUUCUCGCAGACGUCUCAGGCCAGACUACCAACGCAUCUUUUCAAUGCUCCGGGUAUCGCCAAACCUCAGCUGUUGUUUCAGGACGGCGUUGACAACUCCCCCGAUGCUCGAUGGUCGCCUACGCUUCCUGUCAAGGAGCACGCGAUGGUGCCUCUCGGCCACACGAUCAGCGAGGAUGACUCGUGGCCUAUGGGCGAAAUGGACGACGACCCGAAGAAGGUCGCUGCUCGUCGUGAGAAGAUUGCCAAGUUCGAGCAACACCCGUACUACUACGAAACGCGUCACCUUCCAUACCCGACGUCCAUGUUCACGUCGUCGACGCCUAUCAGGCCGAAGUCGUUUGAGGAUACGCCUUUCGAGUUCAUCGACACCCCUGAGCAACUCGCCGCUCUCACUGAGACCCUGAAGAAGGCUAAGGAGAUUGCCGUGGACCUGGAGCAUCACAAUCAACGAUCGUACUAUGGCUUCACCUGUCUGAUGCAGAUCAGCACCCGUGAGGGCGAUUGGAUCAUCGACACCCUGGCUCUCCGGGCUGAACUUCGCGAGCACAAGCUUGGGCAUGUUUUUGCGGACCCGUCCGUCGUCAAGGUCUUCCACGGUGCCGACUCCGACAUCGUUUGGCUGCAGGAGGACUUUGACAUCUACAUUGUCAACCUGUUCGACACAUAUCAUGCGACCAAGGUCCUAGAGUUCCCCAAGUUUUCGCUCGCUAGCUUGCUUCAGCUCUAUUGUGACUUUGAACCUGACAAGCGCUACCAGAUGGCGGACUGGCGCAUCCGACCAAUUCCAGAUGAGAUGAUGAAGUACGCUCGUUCCGACACGCACUUCUUGCUAUUCAUCUACGACAAUCUCCGCAAUGCGCUGAUUGCCCGCGCUUCGCGUACGCCUUCCCCCUCCGUCGAAGGACAGACUCCGAAGCCCAACCCCCAACGGGCCAUGCGCAAGGUCUUGGACCUUUCUUCGGAAACCGCACUGAAGCUGUACCAACGAGACGGGUAUGACCCCGUGAAGGGUCAGGGUAUGAACGGAUGGGCAAACCUUUCCAAGAAGCUCGGCAAGAAAGACGUCAUGAAGGAGGAGGUGCUCAUUCAGCUCUCGCACCUUCGUCCCAACAACGCUUCCGUCUUAGCCCGUACUUUGGUGCAUCAGUCGGCAGAAGCGUAUGCACGUGCGGACGAGAUCGCGGAGGUCAUCAAGAAUGCCGCUGCAGCUUUCCGUGCGCGGAGCCCCUCGAAAAGCCCAUCGAAGAGCCUGACUCCGCUUUCUGGCACGACCUCGAGAGCGCAAUCCGUGGUCACUGCUACGAAGAAGUCCACGAAAGCGGCUGGACCGGUUAUCGAUGUGUGGGCGGGUAUUGGAACCGGUGCCGGUGCGCCGUCUUCGUCCGCCUUGUUCGGUUCGACCUUGACAAAGAAGACCGCAAGCCCGUCAAAGAACUCCCAGAAAGCGUCGUCCUCGCUGUUCGGGAGCACGUUAUCUACUCCAGGAGGUGGCCGUUCCUCGCGCAAGGCCUCGCCUGGCUUCAACGCUGUGCAGUCAAGCAUCUUCUCCGCACUUGCGCCUGCGGUGGCGGCACCAAAGGUGGAGGUGGAGGCCCCUGGAUCGUCCCUCCCCGCGCCAGAGACGGUACCGUUUGUACCGGCGGCUAAUCGGAAAAAUGCCACAUCCGAUCAGAUACCCACAGCCACCACCACCAAGAAGUCCGCUCAGCCAGCCGAGACUACAGCCGAGGUGGAGGUUGCGACCUCUGCGGCCCCCAAGGCCACCGUUGACGACGACGGCAUCGUUUCUGUCAAGAAGAAGAAGGCGAAGAAGCCCAAGAAGGCGUCACCGUCGCCCGUCACGGACGGUGCACCGGGGUCUGGUGAUGCUAAGUCUGAGAAGAAGAAGCCGGCGAAGAAGCAGAAGGUCAAAGCGGGUGACAUCCCCACGUUCAGCUAUGAGAACGAGGCUAAUCUGCUGGAUGAGCCUGCAAAGGCCGCAACCAACCAACGCAAGGCAAAGAAGGCGAAGCACGACACUAAGGGUGAUUCCAAAAAGAAGACGGGCAUUGAUACGUCGGCGUUCCGUCGGCCCGCGCCCGAUGCGACAGCACCCAAGAGUGGGAACCGCUCGGGAACGUUCAUGUAG